This is a messenger RNA of Thrips palmi, 3463 nucleotides long. RefSeq names its product zinc finger protein 3 homolog. Gene Ontology annotation, biological process: regulation of transcription by RNA polymerase II. The record is from RefSeq and is a predicted model, not a curated record. The coding region runs from base 226 to 2376 and encodes 716 amino acids. NCBI's taxonomy places the organism in Eukaryota, Metazoa, Arthropoda, Insecta, Thysanoptera, Thripidae. The transcript is spliced from 15 exons. Gene Ontology annotation, molecular function: chromatin insulator sequence binding. Gene Ontology annotation, cellular component: chromosome.
CGCGACGAAAGUAGUCCAGCGUCUUCCUCCGCUCCGCGCAGUGACGCUGGGUGACGCGUUGGGUAGUCGAGCUUCCAGGCGUGAGAUCUGCAAGAAGAAUCAAGCGUCCAAGACAAUUCAGGGUCAAAAUCUUGUGCAUUGUCUGGUGCGUCCUGCGGUUGAUAUGCUCCUACGAUCCUGAAACAAGUUGCACCUAACAAAGAUCCUACUUGAAGGUGACGGAGAAUGGCAGAAGCAGCGGUUAAAAUGCCUGAAACAAGUGGCAAAAAGAAAGGCGGGCCAAGGACCUAUGGAGGCCGAUCUGGGAAAAAGAUCAAAGCAGAUCCAGAUGGUUUGCCUGAUGAUGAUCAGGGCUCUGGAGCGGAGGAGGAAAUGGAGCCUCCAAUGUCACCUCCACCUAAAAUAGGUCUUCGCGUACGGAAACUGCCUCUGGCUAAUGAAAACAUUGAAACCAGUGAGGAAUCUGAUUCUGGUGCCAGCAAAAAGAAAGGAAGGAACUCUGUUAACAACAAUAACAACCAAGGAAAUGGUAAAAAUACAAGAAGGAAGGCGGCUACUCCAAAGCAGCCUGCAGACAAUACAGAUGAAACUGACGAAAACUCAGACUUUCAGGAUGGAGAUGUUGGCCCUCAUUCAUCUAAUGCCCGUAAUCAGCACAAAUGUCCUAUCUGUAUGAAGAGCUUCCCAACUAUUUCUAGCUUAAAGGUUCAUGAGAAGAAUUGUGAACCAAUGCCAUCUGAUGCUGAUUUCCGAGGAGGUGGUGAGAUGAUCCUGCCUGACAAUUUGGAAGAUGUUGAGGACAUGGAAGGAGAUGAAAACAAUCUGAUGGAGCUGAGCAACAUCGCUGCUGAUAUGCCUGGAAAAUGCCACUGUUGUGGAGAAGACAUGAAAGGAGCUCAUGAGAAUGGAGAGUUCUCAUGCCUCGAUUGUAACAAGCAAUUUAAGCUCAAAUCCAGUUUGGAGCGUCAUCGACGUGUUAUUCAUGCUGAGGGAGACACAUACUCUUGUCCUGAAUGUAAUGCACGUUGCCCUGAUAAAGGAACACUUGCCAGACACAUGUAUACUCACACAGGCUUGAAGCCAUAUGAAUGUGAUCGCUGCAACAUAAAAUUCAGUAGGAAAUACCACUUGGACCGCCAUGUGUUGCAAAGUGGUUGUGAUGGCAAUGCGCGUCCACAAUACCCUUGCCAGGUGUGUGGCCGAAUGUUCAACCGUAAAGAUAAUCUCCGAGAGCAUUUGCGAGCUCAUGCAGGUCAAGUUAAGCGCAAGCGAACAUACACAUGUGAAAUGUGUGAAAAGGAAUUCCAAGGCACCACUCUUCUUCAGAUUCACAUGAGGACCCAUACUGGUGAGAAACCUUAUGCUUGCUCAUACUGUCCGAAGGUGUUCCCCUCAAGUAGUGCAAUGAAAAAGCACACCCGCAUUCAUACUGGUGAAAAGCCCUAUGAGUGCAAGGAGUGUUAUGCUAAAUUCACUGCCAAGGAAACAUUGAAUAGGCAUAUGCGCACUCACACUGGGAAUAAGCCUCACAGUUGCAAGUACUGUGGAAAAACUUUCAUUCAGCUGUCUCAGUUGAGAGCUCACAUCUUCCACCACACAGGUGAGAAUGGCUAUACUUGUGACAUCUGUAGAAAGGCAUUCAACCGCAAGUCCCGACUUGAUUUGCAUGUCAAGUAUGUUCAUGAAGGAGCAAAGCCAUUUGAAUGUACCGAAUGCAACAAGACCUUUGUUCGUAGAGAGGACAUGUCUCGUCAUACUGUUCUCCACUCCGGGCUCAAAGCUCACAAGUGUCCAAUUUGUGACAAGACAUUUGCCAUGAAAUCAUCACUUAAAAUCCAUUUGUUGACUCACACUAAGGAACCUCCUCGCUCCUGUGAAGAAUGUGGACGUGCAUUCAUCCGACAAGAUUGUUUGCUACGCCACAUGCGCACCAAACAUCGUGACAUGCUUGAAAACAUUAUGGCUGAAGCUGAGAGGAAGAAGUUGCAGGUUCAGUUGCUUGUUGCUGCCAAUGAAAAUAAUGAUGGUGAAAGUGAUGGUUAUCCUCGUACCAUUCAAAGAUCUGCCAAAAAUGUUUUGGAAGAUGCUGCAUUGGCUGAAUCGGUUCGUGAGCUUCUUACUUUGUUGGUUGAUGAAACCACUCUCCGCAACUUUGGGUGGCCUGAUGCCCCAAUUGACGAGCUGUUGGAUGCAGUAAUUAAGCGCUGUGGUCACCCUUCUGCAGGCUGUGAUGACAUGCCUUACAGUGACAGGUUACGCCACAAUGCCAAACUCCUAUUUACUGUUGUAAUUGAUGACCAAGCUGUUAAGACUCUUCUCAACAAUCAGACUGUGGAUGAAGUGAUCCUGCAUGUUUUGCGUCUUGCUAAGUCGUAAAAUGCUGUACAUAUCUUGACAUUAGCAACCAUCUUAAAUGUCCUUUGCGGCUAUGUUCUGUUUUUUGGAUUAAACCAGUCUAAUGACAGGAUUGGUGAGGUCAAUGUUAAGCUAUUGGUUAUGUUGUAAAUUUACACUGUUUGUUGGUCUUUACUGAAGUGUAUUUAUCAGUUCACACAAUGACCUGAAUAUUCUUUAACAAUUUUCCAAGAAUCAACAUAAAAUUAAGUGUCGGUCUGCAAUCUUUUGUCAUCUUUUCCAAGAAAGUGCAAGGGUUAUACAUUGGAAGAGUAUUGCUUCCAAGAUUUUAUUUAAUUGCGGACAUUAUUUUCUUUAUUGUACUGAAUAUGAUAGGCCUAGGAUAAUUGAACAAUUAUGUGAAUGAAAUGUAUUUUCCUUGUGUAGGUGAGAUGACUGUAUAUAAUUUAGAUUUAGGUAAGGUGACCCCUGAGGUAUUAUAUUUUUGCCUUAAAUUGUAGUUUUUUUUACAUGAGUAUUAUCCAGGACUUUACCUGUGUGUAGUAGUUUCAAUCGCUUGAAAUUUUUUACACUGUCUUGGUUUCUAUUAUAUUUUUUCUAGCAAAAUUAUUAAUUAAAUUUAAUACACAUUUCUUGUUUUGCCGGCAAUGGGCAAAAUUAUUUUUCUAAUUGAGGUUUUAUGUGGGGAGUAUCAAAGAUGCCUUGUCUGUAAUUGUCAAUUCUUAACUAUUAAUCAAAUGUGAGCAAUUUUUGCUGAACCUCUUGUGUCUGAUCUAUAUUGUGAUGGUGAUUUUCAGUCCAGUGAUUAUCUUCCAUAUCUGAUGUUCUCAUGUACUCAUGUAUGAUGCAUUACGUGUUCUGAUUUGAGGUUGGCAGGCUCCAACCUUAUGUCUUCCUUCCCGCCUCACAAUUUUCUGAUAGUGCAUGUUGAGGAACACAAUGUAUCAUUGCUUUGAUAAAUCCCUAUUUUUGUCAUGUAUUUUCUCAUGGGAACUGAAUUGAGUAAUACUUGUUUCUAACUUCAAAUCCAAGACCAUGAAAUAAUGUGUAAACAUUUCUUAUGGGUUCAAGGUUAAUUAAGUAUAACAAUAAAGUUCUUCAAAUUUUA